Aedes albopictus (Asian tiger mosquito) is the source of this 1975-nucleotide messenger RNA. RefSeq names its product putative odorant-binding protein A10. NCBI's taxonomy places the organism in Eukaryota, Metazoa, Arthropoda, Insecta, Diptera, Culicidae. The record is from RefSeq and is a predicted model, not a curated record. The transcript has 3 exons. The coding region runs from base 1081 to 1542 and encodes 153 amino acids.
CGCUGGCGGCGCGUAGCACCACGACCCGGGUAGACCCAGACACAAAACCGAUCACACCUAGCCCCUGCCGUAGUCUCCGGCUUUAAGUCAACCAAAGAAGGUACGUCUCCGUCGUCGCGUCGCGUCGUUCAUUUUCGAGUCCUCGUCUUCGUCAUUUCUGCACGAUCUACCUCACCUUUGGCUUUGGCAUCAGCCAGCAGGUACUAGCCCCUGCCUGGGUAGUAGGGUAGCAAGUGCAAAAUUUGUUCCACCACCACCAUCCGUCGUCAUCGUCGUCAUCCGUUCAGUGAGUGUAGUGUAGUGACACAUAGCGCCAUUUGCUAGAUUUUCUUUUUUGUAUGCACUCCUUCACUUGCCGUGAUUUACAAAGUUUCCAGCCCCAGUUCGGUGAAGUUCGGUGUCGUUCUGCUGCAUGUCAGUUUCCAAUCUGUGUUCCGUCGUCGUGAGAGUGGGUCUUUGGGAAUUUUUCCUUGAGCGUGCGCGCGACAAAGAAUAGGAAAACUUUCCUCCAUCCAAGUGGAAAUUUCAUUAUCACGCUUUUGGCGCGUUAUCGUUCCCUCCCGUAAGUUUGAGUGGGUGAAGGCGGCUGCUGAAGAAGAAACUCGCCCAAAGUGCAUCUUGCAUCACUCUACUUUUUUUUUUGCUUUCGUCUUCCUCGGUAGUGCAGUGAAGGCCUGAGAAGACUCGGAAUUGGUUAAAUUGAGUGCACACGCGGUGAAGAGCGGUGGAAUUUCUCAAGAGGCACUCGGUGGUGUUCUGCUGCAGAGAGCUCCCGUUCGUUGUCCGUCCAUUAUUAGAUAAUACCGGAGCAAAUCUCGUUUUCUUGGCCGGGCUGGGAUCUAUCUGGUCGCUGAAGUAGAAGAAAAGCUCCUACGACUACGACGACGACGACAGUUGGCGAGCAGUAUAGUGAAGAAAGAAAAGGCUUUGGCGUUCUUUUUUAUAUCGCGAAGGCCACUACCAUCGUCACGUGCGUCGUCGUUAUUGUUGGCGGUGCUACUGGCUGCGGCUGCAUCUCUGUGAAGUCGAAAGGCGAAGGCGGCUGAUUCGAAGAACACCGAGUGGAAGCACGGCUGGAAAAUGGUUUCAAAAGUCAACCGACUGUCGGCGGCGCCGCUCUCCACCACGUGUACGAUGCUAGUCACGCUGCUGUUGGCGGUGGUUUGCACCCUAGCGAUCACACAGGUAGCCGGUCAAACACCAACUACGGCGGCAACGCCCGAGGCCACCGGCAGCAGUAGCAGUAGCAGUAGUGGUAGCAGUAGUAUCAGUACACCGAACAAAUCGCAGGUAUCGGAUGAAGCACUGGACAAAGCACUCAACGACAAGCGGUAUCUCAUGCGGCAACUGAAGUGCGCCCUCGGUGAGGUGCCCUGCGAUCCGGUUGGAAAGCGGUUGAAGAGUUUGGCCCCAUUCGUGCUACGAGGAGCAUGCCCCCAGUGCACCCCGGCGGAGUUGGUUCAGAUCAAAAAGACCUUGGCCCAUUUGCAACGAAAUUUCCCCGCCGAAUGGAAUAAGCUGGUGCAAACCUAUGCGGGCUAGAAAAAUUCCCCCAGGAACCGGAUUGGAAACUCCACCAACACUGUACAAAAUAAAAUCGAGAGAAAAAAAAAUAAGCUUCACCAGCAGGAUGUGUAAAAGCGCGAGUGAAAAUUAUCCCUCCGGGAGGGUUUUGUGGGAGAUAGUGAGUGGGACGAAGGGAAUUAUCAUAGCCAAAACAUCAAAAGGAACAAAAAAAAACAGCAAAAUAGUCGGAAGCGCGGAUGAUAACUUAUUACGACAAACCAGAACCAGCAGUGCAAACGCGACGCUGACGCUGAUGACGACGACGACGACGACGACGACGACGGUAGCUGAUAAAACAUUUGAAAAAGGGGAAAUUUCAAGCGUGGAAAUUUGCUUGCUAGGCGAUAAGGAUUAAAGCAAAGUGAUAAUAAAUUAUUGCGCUCAGCUGAGCGGAACAGCUUGGAAUGAA